Molecule: messenger RNA, 2330 nt
Organism: Betta splendens (Siamese fighting fish)
Lineage: Eukaryota; Metazoa; Chordata; Actinopteri; Anabantiformes; Osphronemidae
Gene: olfm2a
Product: olfactomedin 2a
Exons: 6
Coding region: 274-1725 (483 amino acids)
Biological process (GO): signal transduction
Source: RefSeq, a predicted model, not a curated record
GGGAGGGGGUGAGGUUGAGGCAUUCACUCCGAGAGGAAGGACUCCGGCAUGACGUUGUUGGAUGCGAGCCGCUCUCUUUUUACCGGUCUCGAGCUCCCAUUGUGACUGGACCACCGGUGUGAGUCUGGUACCUGCUCUCGCUGAGGCAGAAGCCCCCCUCCUCCUCCCCACCUCCGGUCCGAGCUCUCCGGAGCCGAGCGGAGUUGGCCGGAACCGAGGUCCAGAGCACGGUGAGGCCGGCUCCGGGGCCGUUCGCCCCCGCGGGAAGCAGACAUGAGCGUCCCCAUGCUCAAGAUCGGGGCGGUGCUCAGCACCAUGGCCAUGGUGACCAACUGGAUGUCUCAGACCCUGCCCUCCCUGGUGGGACUCAACGGGACCACCAUCUCCAGAGGGGGCACCUCGGAGCGCAUUGUCAGCGCGCUGUACCCGAGCCCGGAGGAAGGCUGGCAGAUCUACAGCUCGGCGCAGGACGCAGAUGGGAAAUGCAUUUGCACCGUGGUCGCGCCGGCCCAGAACAUGUGUAACCGCGACCCACGCAGCCGCCAGCUCCGCCAGCUCAUGGAGAAGGUUCAGAACAUCAGCCAGUCAAUGGAGGUCCUGGACCUGCGGACGUACAGAGAUCUCCAGUACGUGCGGAACACGGAGAGCCUGAUGAAAGUGGUGGACGGGAAGCUGAAGGUGGCCUCCGAUAACCCCCGUGGUCUGAAUCUAAAGGGCUUUCAGGAGCUGAAAGACAAGGUGACCCAGCUACUCCCUUUGCUGCCGGUGCUGGAGCAAUACAAGGCCGACGCCAAGAUGAUCCUGCGCCUCCGAGAGGAGGUGCGGAAUCUGUCCUUGGUGCUGAUGGCCAUACAGGAGGAGAUGGGAGCCUACGACUACGAGGAGCUGCGCCAGAGAGUCCUGCUGCUGGAGACCAGGCUCCACUCCUGCAUGCAAAAACUAGGCUGUGGCAAGCUCACUGGCGUCAGUUAUCCCAUCACGGUACGCGCAUCAGGCUCGCGCUUCGGCUCCUGGAUGACCGACACCAUGAUCCCCAGCUCAGACAACAGGGUUUGGUCCAUGGACGGGUACUUCAAGGGCCGGCGCGUCCUGGAAUACCGCACCAUGAACGACUUCAUGAAGGGCCAGAACUUCGUGCAGCACCUGCUGCCGCACCCCUGGGCGGGCACCGGCCACGUGGUCUACAACGGCUCGCUGUACUACAACAAGUACCAGAGCAACAUCAUCAUCAAGUACCACUUCCGCUCGCGGAGCGUGCUGGUGCAGCGCAGCCUGAGCGGCGCCGGCUACAACAACACCUUCCCCUACUCCUGGGGCGGCUCCUCCGACAUCGACCUGAUGGCAGACGAGAACGGCCUGUGGGCCGUCUACACCACCAUACCCAACGCCGGGAACAUUGUGAUCAGCCGCCUGGAGCCCCAGAGCCUGGAAGUGCUGCAGACGUGGGACACGGGGUUCCCCAAACGCAGCGCCGGGGAGUCUUUCAUGAUCUGCGGCACGCUUUACGUCACCAACUCCCACCUGGCUGGUGCCAAGAUCUACUUUGCCUACUAUACUAACACGUCCACCUAUGAAUACACAGACAUCCCCUUCCACAAUCAAUACUCUCACAUCUCCAUGAUGGACUACAACCCCAGGGAGAGGGUCCUGUACACCUGGAAUAAUGGACACCAGGUGCUCUACAACGUCACACUGUUCCAGGUUAUUAAGACUUCAGGGGACUGAGACGCUGUCGACUGAGCCACUCAAAACGCUGUGAUCAUUGUUGUGGAGGGAUUAACGGAGCUGAGUGGAGGUUGACACAGGUUGUGGGUGGGGGGGGUGUGGGGUAGGGGCUUCAGUGUAUGGGCAUAGGCUUGGAUUUUUUUUAGGGAUUUCAAUCUUCAUAGAGUGCUAUUAUUCACAUUCUCAAACAAACACUGGCAGCCAGGUCGGUAACGGUGCAAAGACUGAGCGCUUCUCCUUGUUUUCUUCCUGUGAUGAGUAAGCAUGGUUCCUUUUUUAUUUGUGAUGAGAAAUAAAUAUCGGUCUUUAUCAGAUUUAUGACUUUCUUUGUCACUUUUCAUUUCAAAUAGACCUUCACUGUACUUAGGGAAGGUGGUCGGCAACGGAGGAACUGCCUGUGAUGUAAAAACAAACGUACAUGUGUGUUCUCCCAAGAUGGGUGUGUCUCAAAAGACCAACAUGUGAUGUAUAUUUUUCUUUUGUUAUAAGUAAUGUUUAGUGUUUUUUUUAUAUUUCUCCUUGAAUGAAGAUGAUACACAAAUAUUUAUUAUUUGUUGACUUAAGCCGGCAUGAGUUCUGUGCAAAUAAAGGAAAUGUGUUUAGAA